AUGGAGGCGGUUUCCGCAGCCGCCAGUGUCGCGGGCCUGUUGUCCGUCGCAGGCCAUGUCCUCAAUGGACUUGUUAAGCUCAAUGGCUUCAUCCAAGACCUGAAGGAAGCAGAUGAGCGUGCGCAACGGCUGACGGCGGAAGCCCAUCUUCUCUCUCAGACACUCCUUGACUUCAAGUCUCUGCUCAAUACGUUAGACGAAAAGGCGCUCGAUGCGAACCGGCCAUUUUGGGUUCAGCACUUUGCCAUUUUCUGUUCCCGUCUCAAGGAUUGCAAUCACGACCUAGAUACCUGGACUGAAUCGCAUCGAACUGGAGAUGGAUCAUCCUCAAAGCGCCGCAAGAUCAUGGAUGGGAUGACGAAUAAGAAAGGCAGGGAUAUUUCUGAGAUGGAGUCUAAACUGGCGCGUCACCGGUCGCAAAUUGUUCUCGAUAUGAACACCAUUAAUACGUGA
This is a messenger RNA of Colletotrichum scovillei, 453 nucleotides long. RefSeq lists its product as uncharacterized. The record is from RefSeq and is a predicted model, not a curated record. The coding region runs from base 1 to 453 and encodes 150 amino acids. The transcript has a single exon. Lineage: Eukaryota; Fungi; Ascomycota; Sordariomycetes; Glomerellales; Glomerellaceae.